This is a messenger RNA of Heterotrigona itama, 804 nucleotides long. Lineage: Eukaryota; Metazoa; Arthropoda; Insecta; Hymenoptera; Apidae. The record is from the annotation of a GenBank genome assembly.
AUGGGUAAGUGGGCAGUGGUCACAGGAUGUUCACACGGGAUUGGAAGAGCAUAUGCGGAGGCAUUGGCGAGGAUCGGAUUGAACGUGAUCCUGAUCAGCCCGGACACGGAGAAUUUGAAGGCUAUCGCGAGCAAUAUCGAGGCGAUGUACAACGUGAAGACCAAAGUAAUUAAGCUGGAUCUGUCGGAGGGUCUGGAGACGUACAACGUGAUCGAGAAAGAGACGUUCGGCCUAGAGAUCGGCGUGUUGGUAAAUAAUCUCGGCAUGUCGUACCCGCAUCCGGAAUACUUUCUGGAUCUGCCUCACAAAGAAAAGAUUUACAUGAGUAUCAUUCAUUGUAACGUAGUCGUUGUAACGAAUAUGUGCCGUAUCCUGUUACCUCAAAUGGUCGUCAGAGGAAAGGGAUUAAUAGUGAACGUAGCCUCAAUGGUUGCUGUGUUGCCCAGCCCUUUAUUAACAGUGUUCGCUGCGACAAAGGCGUACGUCGUGAAGUUCAGUAGAGACCUGCAGAUAGAAUACGGGAAACACGGUGUAAUCGUGCAGUGUUUAUUACCAGGCACAGUGACCAAUCACACGACCGAGUCGCCGCGAUCUGGAUGGAUGGUGCCAACACCUGAAAAGUACGUUCAGAGCGCGAUCAGAACUGUAGGCAAGGAAAACGUGACCACCGGAUUUCUGCAACACUCAGUUUUGAUCGGCAUAAUGAAAUUCAUUUACCGAAUAUCGCCAAGCUCCAUCAUCGUUUGGAUGAUUAAUAUCAUGGAAGGAAAUCGGAAUAACGCACUACGACGAUACAUCGGAUAA